Molecule: messenger RNA, 696 nt
Organism: Leptidea sinapis
Lineage: Eukaryota; Metazoa; Arthropoda; Insecta; Lepidoptera; Pieridae
Exons: 4
Coding region: 311-688 (125 amino acids)
Source: RefSeq, a predicted model, not a curated record
CACGGGAAGCACCAGCUUUCAAAUAAAAAUAAAUUAUCAAAACCGGUUCACCCAGUUGAAAGAUUUGAGGUAACUAACAUAAAAAAAAGGAACACCGACCGAUGAAUUGAGAACCUCCUCCUUUUUUGAAGACGGUUAAUAAUAAUUUGUAGCUUCGAAAUAAUGUUUGUGAACAAAAAAAUCAAAAGGAUCACCUUUUUCUCUUAACUUCUAUUAUAGUAAGACAGGUAUCAAUAUUUAUAUCUUAUCUUCAGGUUUAUUUAUUAUCAGCCGGAAGACAUCCACUGCUGGACAAAGGCCUCCCCCAAAGAUGUCCACGACGAGCCUGCGCUGCCGUCAUCCAACGUAUUCCGACGGCCUUGAGCUGGUCAUUGGUCCAUCUUGCGGAGGAACUUCAUACGCUGCGUCUUCAGCUAAAGAAUGGCAAAGAAACGAUACUCCAAAAGCUAACUCAAGGCGUGAGAAACGAGAAGAACCCUCCUCAGAAACUGAGAGUUCUGAAAAUGAUGACGUAAAAAAUGAAGAAAGCAAAAAUGCCGAAGGUGAUGAGGAUAAAGAUGAGAAAGAGGAUGCAGAAGAAGGAGAAGAAAAAAAGGAAGAGAAACCCUGUGAAGAGAGCAUCUAUGUAUAUCAAGUUCCUUUGGCUAUCGAGUAUAUGGAACCAGAGGUCUAUUUAGAAGAAUUUUAGAAAAUGUU